AUGGAUCGUGUUCCACCAUCAGGACCCAAUCCUAUAAUCUCUGAUCCACCAAAGCCACCGCCUCAUAAAUUAAAUAUCAAACAAAAAGUUGAUCGUGUUCCACCAUCAGGACCCAAUCCUAUAAUUUCUGAUCCACCAAAGCCGCCACCUCAUAAAUUAAAUACCAAACACAAAGUUGAUCGUGUUCCACCAUCAGGACCUAACCCUGUAAUCUCUGAUCCACCAAAGUCACCACCUCAUAAAUUAAAUAUCAAACAAAAAGUUGACUGUGUUCCACCAUCAGGACCUAAUCCUAUAAUUUCUGAUCCACCAAAGCCACCGCCUCAUAAAUUAAAAAAAUUAUAUUUUGUAAUGUUACCAAAAGGUGUUGUUCCGCCGUCUGGACCUAACCCUAGAACAAAUGAUCAUCUAUCACCACCACCUCAUAGAGCUUAG
Messenger RNA from Vicia villosa (hairy vetch), 435 nucleotides. RefSeq names its product protein TRACHEARY ELEMENT DIFFERENTIATION-RELATED 7A-like. The coding region runs from base 1 to 435 and encodes 144 amino acids. NCBI's taxonomy places the organism in Eukaryota, Viridiplantae, Streptophyta, Magnoliopsida, Fabales, Fabaceae. The record is from RefSeq and is a predicted model, not a curated record. The transcript has a single exon.